This is a messenger RNA of Pestalotiopsis fici W106-1, 1422 nucleotides long. RefSeq lists its product as uncharacterized. The transcript has 2 exons. The coding region runs from base 1 to 1422 and encodes 473 amino acids. The record is from RefSeq and is a predicted model, not a curated record. NCBI's taxonomy places the organism in Eukaryota, Fungi, Ascomycota, Sordariomycetes, Amphisphaeriales, Sporocadaceae.
AUGCGCAUACAUGUUACAUCAGCAGGGCUAGCUGCCUUUCUAAUGAGUGUUGCAAGGGCGAAAGGCGAAGAUGCGAAUUCCGAGUCCCAAUCGACGAGUGCAGUAGACCUAAUCAUCAAUUUUACGUACUCUGACGCGCGGUGGAACUCGACUCGCACUUUUGACAACAGUUACCAACUGGAAUUUACAAAGGGGACAGAUACACAGGUCAGAAACGCAAGUCUAUGGAGAUACGACCCAGCAAGUAAGACAGGAGACGUUAUAUCGACCUACCCCCAAGAAAAGGGCCAGUUUGGAGGAGACGGUGGAAAUUCAAAGCAAAGGCGAAGCAGUGCUGGAGACGUUUCAAUUGCCGACACGCCUUUAUUUCUCCAACUAGACUGGCAGAGUACGGAUGGAGUGACACAAGGCCAGAGCUAUAGUCGCUACUUUGCAAUGAAUGAUGGAGAAAGCAGUGGUGAUGACACCACCAGCAGCGAUUUCCUCGAGAGAGAGGCGAGCACCACUGCUGCGUUUCCAGAGUGCUCGGGCGUUGCUUGUUCAACGUCGGGGCCGAACCAGCCGACGAGCACUGCGCAGACAGUGAGCCCAAGCGCCGUCUCCUCCUCGACCAGCAGCAGCGCGAGCUCGAGCGCCACCACCUCGGCCGCCGCAGCAGCGAGCGCGGGAUCCAGCGGACUCUCGACGGCCGCCACCAUUGGAAUAGCAGUAGCCUGCGGCGUCGUAGGCCUCGCCCUCAUUGGUGCCGGCAUCUGGUUCCUGUGCUGCUUCCGGCGGCGGCGCAACGGCACCGGCCACUCGGCCCUCGCCCAGCAAAACGGCAGCUACAUGUCCGACGGCCUGGUGGGCGGCGGCAUGCGCAGCGACAAGGAGCUCCCGCACGUCACCGACAGCCCCCAGUCGACAUUUGCUCCGACCCGGGGCCUGCGGGACUCGAUGAGCAGUACCGUCAUGGUGGGAGCGGGCACGGGACUCAUGAACAGUGGCGGCGGUAAUGAUCACCAUCACCACCAACAGCAGCUGCAGCAACAACAACAAGCCAUUCACCACCAUCAACACGCCGCACACGGAGGCAGCGUCGUCAUGGAUGACGAUGACACGUAUGCGCCGUACCGGGACCACACGCCCCCGCCCGCCGUCUACGCGAGCCACGACGGGGCCACGGCCGCGUCCACGGGCAGCCAGACGAGUCUGCCGGCUUCGUUGCAGCACCACGCCAGAAGCCCCACCCCGCCCAUAAGCUCACGGUACGCGCACCUCGUGGAGGAGGGCAUGACGGACGAGGAGAUUCGGCGGCUGGAGGAGGAGGAGCGGGCGCUCGACGUGGCUAUUGAGGAUGCUGGCCGGUCGAGUCGUUGUCAGAGCUAUUGCCAACAACAACAACAACUACAGCAACAACAACAACAAGGCAGAGCGCAAUGA